AUGUUUAAUUGAUAUUAAUAUAGUUUAUUGUUUUCUGAAUUAAACAAAAAUCAUAUUUGAUGCUGUACAAAUUGAUUAUAGCUUGAAAUCAAUUUUUAAUACCAAAUCUCGAAAGGUUAUACGUGACGUCACUAUAAUGGUCAAUGUAUAGUAAUGGCGGCGGACACAGAAAAACAGUGGACUAUUCGCGAAGAUGGGUGUCUGAAUGUUGAUAUUAACACAAAUAAUAUUACCUACAACUCCUCUUUAAACUCUGUAAUUCUGUCAUGUAAAGAUCAUACCAUAACAGUUAUAGAUGCCCUUUCUGGUGCUUUUCUACAAAAAUCGGACCUCUCUGGUCACAAAUGUGAUGUUGUAAAGUGUGUUUAUUUAGCUGAAAAAGACAAGACUGUUUACUGUGAUGGUAGUGCAAUAGGUGUGAGAGGAGAUCUACAAGGAAUCUUACUUCUAGAUACAGCACUUCAGACUCCUAUAACUAAAUCUGAAGAUACUGUUAAGAUAGAGAUUCCAUUAGUUGAGGCAGUACAACUGAGGAAAACUUUAUUGUCAACUGACCUUAGCAACAAAGAAUAUAUAGAUGAUUUUACUAAGGAAUUAAAUCAUGGCAUUGAAAAAGCCCACGAUGCAACUCAAGGAAAUCACAAAACUGCCAAGUGGUCAACAGUUUGUCUACAAAUGCAGCAUGUGGCUAUCAAGUCAAUUUGCUCAGCUCUUAUGGAAGAACUCACAAAAACCAAUCAAACUGGUCAGGGUUUUCCAGUGGCAUCUGCUAUUGUGGAUAGGCUGGGAUUUUUGCUGCCUUUCAGCAGGGUAGAAAUCAUGAAGGAACCAGUCAACAGAUCAUUGAUGUACAGUGAGGCAGCAAGACGUGAGACUUUUGCCAACUGGCCACAUAUGAAUUACAAAUGGGCCCUUCCAGAGCCAAUGGCCCAAGCUGGGUUUUUUCACCACCCUAAUUUACAUGGAGAUGAUCGUGCAAUGUGCUUUACAUGCAAUGUUUGCCUUGUUUGUUGGGAGCCAACUGAUGAACCUUGGUCAGAACAUGAACGGCACUCACAGUCAUGUCCAUAUAUUAAAGGCGAUUAUACCCAGAAUGUACCUCUAACUGUUACAUAUGCCACACAACCAGCUCAGUUUCAUGGGGAUUCUCAACAGAAAAUUUCUUGUCUAAGUACAACAUUUAAUGAAGACUUUAUUGCUACAUCAACAAGAGAUGGGAACAUUGUUGUUUGGGACAUAAGUCAUAUUCUCAAGAAACAUUGCCAGCUUGAUAUUGAUCUUACAAAUACCCUAGUUGCUUUGAAGACAGGACUACAAAUAGAACGGGUACAAACACAUCAAAGUUCAGCUUCAGGGAAAGACAUGGAUGACAAAAAAUCAUCAGAUGAUGAGGUUGCAAAUGAUACUCUGCUCCAUGAGAAACACAAGGGAGAUAAUCAGACAACUAUUGGACCACACAGACCAUCCGAUGAUUUAUGUGUAACUUCAUUAUGUAUAGCUGAUGAAACAAAGUGGAAAGAUGAAUUAGCCUCUCCAAAUCCUUCCAAACCUUCUUCUGUAAAUGAUGCUCAACUUUCUCUUAUAUGUGGAGUGACACUUAGACAAACUAAAACUCUUCAGUCAGAGGAAGCCAAUUCACAUACAGAAGGCUGCUGUAGCAAUAUGACUGUGCAACUGAUGAAUGAAGUAAAUGAAGCUGUCAGUAGUGAGACAUCUAUAUCCAGACUUAUAACAGAUGGACAUUAUAAUACAGAAUUUUAUAUGCCUGAAAGUCAUUUAGUUCCAUAUAUUGUUGUUGUUUCAUUAAUUGAAGAGGCUCAUUCUUCAAGUCUGGCUAGCCCAUCUAAGAAAAAAGCAUCGCCAAGAAAUGGUAAACCAUCAACUAGCAAGGAAAAUCUCUCAGCUUCCUUCAACACAUUGGCAAACAACACAGAUGAAUGGGUGCUCAAUCCUUGGGAAGACACGCUAGAUUCAGACUGCCAGAUUGUAGGCUUUACCCCAGCUCCUGAAAAAAAUUCAGGUCCAUUCUCUAGUACAUUUUCAGUCAAUCUUCCACCAGAGGAGAAACAUAUAAAAAAUAUAAAUCAAUCUAGUUUACCGAAUGGACCUAGUAACCCCUGUGAUAGUGUUGAUGCAUUUCAAGAGCCUUACUCUUCUAUAAAAUCAUUUACUUUUGCAGAUUCUGAGCCCACAGGUUCAAUAAAAUUACAAGGAUUAUCCUCCUAUACAAGCUAUACCAGUGAUUCUAGUGCUGAUUCUUUCAUUAAUACUAAUAGCUCACAUAAAAAGGAAACGCCUAAAAUUUCAGGAACUGUCAUACAAUGUGUGGAAAUCCCUCUAUAUUUCCAGAAAGAGCAAAUAGAAGUUCAGUCCAUUUUGCCCUCUGUUGAUAAGCAACAUGUGAUAGUUAUUCUUUCUACAAAAACAAACUUCCUAGAAAUUUCAGGACUUAGUUACUCUGCUGAAACAAAUGUAUCAGCAUCAAGUAGGGCAAAUAGCUCUACAGACAGUUAUUGUGGUGGUGGCAUUCUUGUGUAUAAGUUGAAAAGUGAUAACAAUAGGAUUAUUCUUGAAGAUGAACCUUUGGUGGUUUAUAAAGUUAAUUGUCCCAAGGAUGUUAUCAAAAGUACUUUUUUGCUACCUAUGGAAGUAGAAGACCAGGCUGAUGAACAUAUAGAGAGAGGCCAUCCAUCCGACAAUCAGGGUAGUAGUAUUCCUCCUAAUGUUGCUGGUCAUAUUGUUAUCAUAACAGCCUCAGGAGCCAUUCAGAUCCUUUCAUUGAUAAACUUAACAAAAGUUGCUGAAUUAAGUCCAGGUCCAAGUGAAAAAUAUCUGUGUGCAACCUAUUGCUCAGGUAUUGAGCGUCUGUGUGCUUGUACUGACAGUGGUAAACUUCAGUUCUUUGAUCUAGACACUUUUAGUGAUAGAAAGAGUUCAUUGAGUAGCCUAGACCCCAUUGAUGGCGCUGAGACAAACAGGGAAGGAUCUGCAUGUAAAAAAGCCAAGUUUGAUGAAGAUGUAGUGGACCAUUUAGGAUCAGAUUACCUGACAAACCAGCCAUUGAAUGCAGAAAUAGUAACCCAGCUGCACAGCUUAAUCCAGUUUGAAAACCUGAUGCCCAGAUUUACAGCAGUUGUUCCACCUUGUUGGUCUGAAAUUCAACAAGAGCAACAGCAGAGACGUCACCCACAACAUUUACAGCAACAAGGGGAAUCUACUCAACACACACGCACAUGGAAGCUUAUAACUGAUGCAGGUCAAACAUGGGAUGAGCAUUUACUAGAGAUAUUACUUCCCAAACCUUGCUCUGUUGGCCAUGUAGAUGUCAAAUUUUCCUUGCACGCUUUAGGAUCCCUACAACCAAAUGUUGAGGUAACACUGCUGAAACAAAAUAUUGGAUCUAUAUUUUGUCCACCUGGCAGCUCAGAAGUCAGCCAUCCCAAAUCACUUUCUUCAUCAUUAAAUGGUCUCGGCCCUAAACAUACAACUGGUGAUGCAAGGACUGCUGAUGAAAUGGUUAACAAUGUACUAAACCCCAAAUUCCUUGAGAGUCACAAUGCUGAGGUUUUGUGUGGGCCCAUCAAGCUGGCCAAUUGCUUAGACUUGACUGGAACAGGUGGACUUGUUACUUUAGCAAGCCCACAGCUGCUAAAUGCUAAACCCAGAUCUUUACUUCUCCAUAUAAAAGGAUUUGAGAAUAGCCCAUUAUCUAGGCCUAUAGUGAUAAACAAAGAAAAAACAGAGAAAGACCAAACCACAAUGGACAAAAUGAUGAAAUCCAAAAAGAAAAUAAUAACUUCAAUGUACAAGAAUCUAAUGGCAGAUAACAAGCACAAGAAUAUCAAAGGACUUUUUGAUAGCUUUGCUCAGGCAGGUGUGGACAAGAGCUCUUCUCCUGCCAAACAAAAGCUUACUGAUGCUAAAGGGUGUGACUGGCUCCAAGAGAUUUCUGUCACUGUUCGUGUAUUUAAGAAGACUUCUAUUCGAACAGACAAGCUUCAACGUAGUUCCAUGAUACAAGAUACUAAUUUUCACAAGCGUCUGAUUAAACUUUUGGUCACAGCAUCUGGUGAUGGCAUUCUAGGUGUCAGCACUGAACAUAUGCAGAAUAUGGCAUUAGAAAUCCUUAUCUGGAUACUUUCAAUGCAAAGAAAUGAUGUUGAGAAAAGAGACAGUGAAAAGAUAUUGCUUGAAUCAAUUCAAAGUGAGCUGAAUGGAAUGGUCAAGUCUUGCUUUAUAGUUGGAUCACGUACUACAGCUCACAAAUUUUCAAGAUUAUUGGCACUUUGCAUGGAGUACACAAAGCUGUCUUCUGAUCCUGACCUUGCUCACACAUUCAACCACAGUUUAAUGCAAGCAUUGUUAGACUGCUUUCCUCUUUUACCCCUGUGUACAUCUAGUGGUGCUAUGCGCUGGUUCUUCACUCUACUGAACAGAGUAAAAUGCAUGGACAUGGAAACAGUAGCUGAGAAAUGCUGUGACUUAUUACUUUCUUUGUCUAAGCAGUAUAAUAGCAGAACACAGCAGCAGCAUGCCCUGCUUAAAACAAGGUAUGGACUGUAUGGAAAUCCAUUUGAAGCUGAACUGUUUGACAUGGAGCUAAGCAGUAUUACCAAACCUAACACAUCACCAGGUAGUGCAACACCAAACACUAUCUUCAGCAAUGUGAUUAAAUCAGCUGUUGGUGGGGCCACUGCAAGUAGCAACAAGGAACAACCUGAUUUGUUUGAUAUGUUGAUAUCACCACCAGAUAAGAAUGCAAAAAAUCAGCCUGAUUGUCUGCAAAGCGAUAUUUUAGGACUACUGGAAGUGGAACCACUUCACUUCAGAUGUCACGCCACAAGUGAUGGGACUCGUAUGGAAAGGAUGGAUGCCACAUCAACCACAUCUGGCCCAGCACCAUCAACCAGUGCUUUCAACUCUGGUCCAGCACACCUAAUCCCAUUUCAGACUUCUGGCCUGGUUGCUGAUGAGCCAAUGUUGCCUAUAUUGAAUGUUGACUAUGCUUCAUAUUUUGCAACAUCUGCUCCCAAGCUGUCUAACACACUAUCCCUUAUUGAUGAAAACAUCCUUAAGAAAAAAAACCUUGUGGCACCCUCAUCAAAGAUGUAUGGAGCAAAAAUUUUGAAUCCCCACAUUGUAAACACCACCCAACAACAACUACCACAGAAGCAAGGCCAACAACCACAGAAACCUGGCCCACAGAAACAAUUUGCAUUUCCUCAAAUACAAGGUCUUUUACAGGCUCCACCCCCUCAAGUGCUUGUCAUAGAAAGGAUGCAUUCAGGUGCAAGGCGAUUUGUUACUCUGGACUUUGGCAAACCCAUUGUCUUAACUGAUGUGAUAAUUCCCUCAAGUGUUGAUCUGGCCUCACUGUCUAUAGAUGUAUGGAUAGAAGGGGAGGAAAUUGAUGGACAAAGAUUGGUUGUAGCCUCUGAUAUCCGGGAUAGAACACUGGUUAUGAACAACAUAAUGCCAGCUCCUGUAUGCCGCUAUCUUAAGAUUACCACAGUUGGUAGAUACAGUGGUGGAACAACCAGGUCUCGUAUUCCUUUAGGAUCAUUUUAUGGCCAUACAUAUAUUCUUCCUUGGGAGUGGCCAAAUGCAAGCAUAACCAGUGCAAUAAGAAAUCAAGCAAGUUGUGGAUCUAAUCCAGCUGUACCUAACAUCUCAUCCUCCUCCUCAAAAGACACUCACCCACCUACUGCAGCCAAACAUUCAAACAGCUGUGACAUCGGCACUCCUCAUGCAGCUCUUUUGUCUCAGCUAGCCCUCUUCCUUUCUUUACUCGAGGAUCUGCAGUGCAGAUUUAAUCUAGCUAAGACACGUUUAGAAACCCACUUAAAAGUUAUCAGCAGUGCUCAGUUUCUCUCAUCCCAUAUUCAUUAUCAUCUAAAGAGGAGCAGCUCAGGAAAGUUAAGUGAAGAGGACGCCCAAAUAAUCCAGACAUACAACGAAUGUUUGCAGCUACAACUUCAGCUGAAUUUAGCCCAACGUGCAAUUCACAGACUUCAGACCUCUCUAGGUAUUUCAACAGAUGCUAUUGAUGAAACUGUUGACACUUCAGUACUCUUAGCCCAGGCUACUACAGACAAAUUACGGGUGAUACUAGAGAAUCUCUUAGACACAUUGUUGACUUCCACUGUGGGCAUACCAGCCAUCCCUCAGCCUUCAACUCUGUAUACUGCUUUAACACCUGACCAUGCUCAGGCCUUGUUUCAGCAUUUAUGUCUUCAUGGAACACAACGAAUCCAAGUUUCUGCUGGUCUCCUGCUAGUGAGGGUCUGUGGCACCCAACCUUGGUGGGGGCAGUUUUUAGGGAACAUGCUGCAGGAAUUUUUUCAUUCCCAGUAUUCCCAGAUAUUUCCACAAGACAGGGUAUUUAUUCUACUGUGUGCUUUAGGACAAAAGUCUCUGUCAGGCCCCAGUGCUCUCUAUAUUUUAGAUAGUCUUUUGUCAAUGUUGACCUCAGUGCUACAACCUCUUCUAACAACAGACAGAAACUAUGCAUCCCAUAGUAGCACUUCAAAUCAUAUGGAAAAACACCUUGACUUACCACUGAUAAGCUGGAUUCUACUUUUUUUGUGCCGCAACAUGGAAAACCCAAACUCAUCAAUGGCUCCCAAUACAGAUGAUGCAGAAAAGGGAGCUAAAAGGGAUAAGGAAGCAUUCAGCAUGAAUAACAGAUGGGGUUUUAUUGAAAGUCAGUGGUCAUCUACUUUGACUAGUGGAGCUAGAGGAAAAUCUCAACGUGUCUAUCGCAGAGGCUUUCAAAGAAAAGUUGCACAAUACAGACAGAAAAUGCAUGAAAUUGACAGAUUUAAGAAAUUGUUUGGGACUAAUAAAAAAAAUCCAACUUCAACAAAGUUCUUCAAAGGAGUAACAGAACAGAAGAAGUGUAGUGAUUUUGAUAAAGAUGAGGACAUGGAUACAAUCCAGUCAAUUAUUUUAUCAAGAGAGAGAUGUUUAGGUGUUGUGCGUGGCUUAAUGGCCUUAUUGCUGAGCAUGGACUUCACCUGCCAUGUAGAUCUGUUUCUUGUUGCAUGCAAGGUGCUGGCUAAAAUCUGUGUAGCCUGUAGACCAUCCAUAAAUCUGUGUGAGGUUAUGAGCCAGGAGCAGUUAGAGCAGCUGGUACUUUUGAUAGUUGACACAGAAUUCAACCAUGAUAACUUGAGCUGGGGGGGAGCUUGGGCUAGCCAUGCCAUCACAUGCUUACUUCAAGACAUCCUCGAAGGAGAGAAAACAUGUCCCUCCAGCCCUGAAGAUUCAGAAGCAGAUAUCUCAGACGUGGAUGACACAGUGCUGUACACACAGUGGCUAGAGCUAGAGGUUCCUUACCAUUUCAGUUUACAACUAAGAGGAAACAAGUUAAUCAGAGUUAUUCCAGUUGAGAAUGUCAGAGACCUCUUAGAAACCAAGCCACAGUUUUAUGAGUUUAUUAGAAAAGAUUUCCUUGAUGGUAAUAUUGUUCUUGGUGAAAAGGAGGACCCAGUUGCCUUGGUUUCAUUGUUUUUAAACAAAAGUGAUAAAGACAAAUUUAAGUGGAACAAAUUGUUGGAAUCAGUCAGUAAGCAUCAGGCCAAACUUCCAGUGGAUACAGAGAACCCUCCCUCAGCUCCUGCUGAGCUCCCUGAUUUCAUCAUGGAGGUAACUCCUGAAGGACCCACCUUCUCAUUGAAGAAAUUAUUAGAUGACAGCUUUGAAGAUGUUGAGCCACCAAGUAUAUCAACAAACAAUGCAGCUCAUAAUGUGAUCAAAAUAGUCCCUCCAAGCAUCCAACCUGGCACUAUAAAACAUCUCUUAGGUAUGAAGAACGCAUUAAAUGAACAAUAUGGAAUAGCAGCAGCACCUACAGUUAGUCAUACGCUUUCAACUGCUCUGGAUGCUCGACUUGAGUUUGGUCUAGAAACAAUGCCAGAACAUAGACUUAAGGUGAUGCAGUCUCUGCAGAUGAGCAACAUUCAGUGUGCAUUUACCUCUCCAUUGCCUCAGCCUCCUGUAUCAUUUAACACUUAUGAGCAAAUCAAUUUUGAUAUAACAGACACAGCUUCUGCAGAAAAUGUACCUUUCAGAUUUGACGACUUAACAACAACUUCAGUUGACAUGCUCAGCCAGUGUUUCGAGCGCAUGUUUGCACAGUUGAGAACAGGUCGUGUUAGCAUAGAAUCAGUGUUACAGCUGUGGCUCACCCUCAAUGAAGAUCCACAGCUGAAUGAUGUUGCUUCAACAGCCAACACGGCCAGCAAUGUGGCAUCCGCUCAAGUGUUUGAUGCUACCAGACAACCUGUUAUAGCUCUAAGUGAGAAUGCUGUUGCAAGUCUCAUAGAGGUUGCUGUAAUGAUGCCUUGUUUGCUUGUACGUACCUGGGUCUACUUACUCCAGUCCUUGUGUUUGCUCACUAACCAAAGGCACACCAGUUCUGGUGGCACAGAAACAUCAAUGGCACCAAAUGUUUUGAAUGAUCCAAAUUUAGCCCCUCUGUUGAGUAAAUUUCUAUCUAGUCACCCACCUGGUGGAGCCCAACAACAGCAAAUUGGACCUGCAGCUGUCAAAGUAUUUGCAGAUUUACUUCACAGAUUACAUUGUAAAUCUAUAGAAGUUAGUGGCCAGAGAUUCAAAGAGAUGUUGCUUAAAAUUGUUUAUAAUCUCACUGCUGAAAGGGGAGCAAUAUAUCAAUGCUGUGGCCCACUAGAUGCCCAAGUGCAGUUUUUAGAGAUGCUUGCAGAAAGUACUUUAGUAGCUGUAGACAUCAGUAAUGCACUCAGUGUUAUUCAAGCCGCAAGUACUUUGGUAUACCAGCAUUUGUCAUUACAAGACCAGGUUGUUUGUCGAACAAGCCAUGACACGUCCAUGGGAGCUCGAUCUUGUUUUGGAGGACUGGUAGCCUCUCUCCUGCGUGGCAGUGAUAGUAGACCUGGUGGAACAGAUUCUUUAAGAGAUCAACUCAUGUUUUUUCUAAUGCAGCUUGUCAAUAAAUUAAUAUUAUCACCAGGGGCAGGACUUCCAACUUCAAAAACCAAUUCAAAAGCCUCCACCUCAGAUUCCACUGUUUGGGAAUCAUCUCACAUCUCCUCUCCAAGAAAAAAUGCCUGGGCUGAUUCUAACAUAGAGCCUUACAGCCCAAGAUUACUGAUAAACAUUCGUCUUUCAGAUGAUGAAAAAUCUCGGACUUUGGGUCAGCAGUUGGGUGAAUCACAGGUGCAUCAGCACUUGCAAGAAGAUAGUGAAGAGGAUGUGAAUGAAAACUCACAUACAACAUCAGAGAUAGCUGACAUAGUUGUUGGCAACCAAGUGAUCAUGCAGAACCUGAUCCAGUCUCUAAGUCACUGCACCAGUAACAAACUGGCUCUCAUGUUUGCUCACACAGACUCUGUCAACAGCCUCCAGAAAACAGCAGAUCAAACAGAAGCUGUUACUGUUGGUGAUCUUAUAUAUACAGUAUUAAGAAAUCUAAAAGAGAAAUGCAGUGAUCGGAACAUCAUGGUAGAUAACUUGUUUAGGUUCUUUUCUGGACAGCCACCUAUUAUUUGUCAAGCAACCCUCACUCGACUGUCUGAGCCCUUGUUGUUUUUCACACUUAGAAUGCUCAAUACUUCAUCUGCAAUUAAAAGAUUUAUUGAUUUAGGUGGUGUCAAUGUUGUCAGUACCAACUUUGUACGCUGCAAUCAGCAAAUGAUCUCGUCAUCUCCUAGCAUAAUCUCAACCCUCAUGCAGAAUUUUAGUUCAGGACAUGGUGAUCUUGGGGAAAAAAGCAAAGGAUUUGAAAUUGACAACACUGAAGGGCUACAGAGUUUUGCACACUUAGGAACUAUUACCUGCAGCAGUCCAACAGCCAGUCCUGCUGAUGGGCUGAUUCAAAAUGUGGCCAACAGAAGAGCUCGGUCUGCCACAUGGUCUUACCAUUUUUAUCCAGAUGAGCCUUGUGUGGAGUUAACAAUACAUUUGCCAUUUGCUGUGCUACUUAAAUAUGUGCACAUUAGACCACAUGGUGCAGCCAUUUCCACCGCCUUCCCAUCACUUUCCAUAGCUUGUCCAUCUCAUGUAAGCUUGGAGUUGUCCCAUGAUGGUAACAUAGUCACUCCAGCCUCACCUCCCAUUCAGACAUCUAGCUUAGCUUUGAUAAGACUUCAGCUGCAGAAACCAGAGGUGGUUACAUCUGUUACAUUGCUGCUUCACCGGCCAUGGGAUUCAAUGACCUUAGGCUUACAGAAAAUAUCUUUAUGGGGACAAACAGCUUUUGCUGAGAACUCUGAAAAUUUGUUGUCAUUUUUGAAUGAAGACUCAUUUUCACAUUCCAGCCUUGGCUGGAUGCGUAUUCUCCACCACUGCCUCAUGAACUCAAGUGAGGACAUUCAAAGUACUGUGGCACACACAGCUGCUGUGACCCCCAAUCUGUUAGCAACUUGCACCUCCAUGCUGGUUCACCCUCUGAUUGGUGUACAUGCCCCCAAGAUAGAGACAAUUCUCAUUAAACUUGGGCUGUCUCACAAUAACAUUGGACUUUCACUGAUUGAUAUUAUUCUUAGACAACCAUCAAGAACUGGAGAGAUGGGACCCUUGCAUUCAUAUUUGGGUAAAAUUCAUGGAGCAGCAAGUCCAUAUACUGUAGAAAUAAUCUACAGGCUGGGAACAACUCAAGAUGAAAAUACCUGCUCCAGAGUAAAAGCUCUGCUCCAGUGGCUUGAAGACUGCUCUAUAGCUGCCAUCAGACAAGCUGAAAUGAAGGAACAAGAGGCAAUGAGCAGCACUACUGACUUGUUCAACAGUACCAGCCAGCGUGACAGGAGGCUGUCCUAUGAUACUUUAAGUAACCCUUCCCCAGAGCAUGUUCAGUGUGUAGCAGCCAUUUUGUGGAACAGCACUGAACAACAAGUUAACUACCCUAUCAACAGACUUGUUUCCAUUGAUUUUAUUAGAUCAUUAUUCAACUGGUCAAGAGUACUAGCAGACAGCAAUUUGAGGAAAGCUGUAAAUAACUUAUUGUGUUCAGCCUGCCACAUUUGUUCCAAUGGUUUCAUGUACAUCCAAGAGUGGAUGGGCAUUGUUGGCGCUGAUGGCUCACAGAUUGUUGCCACUGCUAUGGAUGAGACCAACACUGACAAUGUGGUAGAAAGAAAAGAAACCAGAGCAGGAAGAAUGACAGAUGACUCCAAAGAAGCUACCAGGAUGCCAUCUGUGACACAUUUGACCUACAGUACAGAUGGAAUGACUGAUGACUCCAAAGAGGCCUGUAGGCUUGAAAGUCUAAGUACAAUGAGUCUGGAUGAAAGUAAACUGAUGUUGCUUGCAACAGUUUGCAAAUCUCCAGUAGCAACAAGACAGCUUAUGAACUGUGGCCUUCCUGCCAUGCUGGCGCAGGCUGUCUGUGAAUUCUGUAACCAACAAAUGUUAUUGGCUGUGACCCCAAUAGUUCCAGAUUCAGCUGAGGCUAAUAAUGGCCUAAACAGUUACACACCUGGCAACACAGCUAAUGAACCAGCUAUUACAUCAUCAUUAGUCUCAGCCAUUCUGAGGUUUUUUACUGAGAUAAGUUCUGAGAUGGAAUUAAAGAAUUGGCUUGGUCAAGCUGAGGGUAAUGCAUUUUGGUCACUGCUACUUACUCUUCUUUGUGGCAGUCAGUAUCAGGCACCCAUUUUAAUGGCUCCUAGCAAUGAUCAUAAUGGGUUCUUAUCAUCUGAAGAAAGAUCAGAGCUUGAAAACAGAACAAUCCAGUUUUUUUCUGCUGUGAUUUCAUUUCAUCCAGAAAAUCAAUUGUUAUUUGCUAAAGUACUAUGUGAUGUGAUUAAAGAUCAAGGAACCAGUAAAACAGAAUUAUUAAGUGCAAUGCCUUUGUCUGGCUUCAUGCGGCGUUUAUUACUUCAAGUUCUUUUGGAAGAUGAAAAGAUUACAGUUUCUGUGCGCAACUUUAGUAGUAGUUUACUGUCUGAAGAUGAUGAUUCAACUGCCAGUGAAGGAGCAGAAAUUUUCCCACUGACUAGUUGUACUGGACAAAUAUAUCACCCACAUUAUGGAAGUGGGCGCAGCUGUCAGUGUAUUAAAAUGAACCUUAAUGCUAGAUGCUCUGAUGUGAUAUCCAAAGUUGCAGACACUUCGACCAUACCAACCUAUUUCCCAGAGAAAAAGGAGGACAAAUCAGUUCGAACUGACGACAAUAACAAGAAAGAAGCACUGGGUGAGCUUGAUGUGGAAGUUAUGGAAUUUGUCACCCAAACGGCUGCUAUUGCUAAAGAAAAACGAGAAAAAAGUCCAGCAACAACAAAGAGUAGUCUCCCACCACGACCACCAACAAGAAGAGGCAGGCAUGGAACUGGUUCAGGCUCACUUGUAGAGGCUGGUUUCAGAUAUCCACAGCCCUUGUAUAGAGUUAGACUACGGCAUAUAGCUUUACCAGGCAAAGAUCUACCUCAGAGUUUAACCCUGUCUCAGCUGUUACAUGUUCUGUCAGAUUAUGCACUGCUUCCCUCUACUCUUGCUUUACAGUUUGUCAUAAGGUUAAGAACAGCUGGAAGUAACUCAAUGAAAGAGAGCAUUGAUGAAGCAAUAGCAUCUGAUGAGUCUCUGUUAUCAUCACCCCCAUUUCCUUCUGCAUUGAAGGUGUUUGCAAGUGUUGGAGGCCUGGCAUUGUUAGCCCAGCAUCUGCCACUUCUGUUCCCUGAGAUCUCUAGACAGAGCAGCAAUGUUGAAGUUGUCACAGACAACAACAACAUUGGUGACCUAGGCCAUGACUGGGUGACUGUGGAGUCAUCUGAUGAGCUCUAUGAUCCUUAUCUAGAGCCCAUCACACCACCCCACACAUCCAAGCCCAAUAAACAUUCUGUUGUGGGGACAGUGCCUUCUAUACCACCCCACUCUCUGAUAGCAUUUGGCUUGUUCCUAAGACUUCCAGGAUAUGCUGAAGUGCUGCUGAAAGAGAGAAAAGUUGCUCAGUGCCUGCUGCGGCUGGUCCUUGGAGUCACUGAUGAUGGAGAUGGAGGUCAAAUUCUAACGUCCCCAAUAGCCAGUUCACUACCCACGAUGCCAUUCACUGUCCUAAAAUCUUUGUUUGAUACUUCACCCUUGACGACAGAUGAUGGGGUUUUGUUGCGGCGGAUGGCUUUAGAAAUUGGGGUUAUCCACCUUGUGUUAGCUUGUCUUGCUACACUUAGCCAUCACAAACCACGAGCCCCACUUUCUAGUUUUCAGCACGAGACACAAUUGAUAUUGUCAGCAAUGCAGUCAUCAACAGCAAUGGCAUCACUCAGCCAACCAGAAGAGAAAACUCAGCAGCACUAUUGGGCUAAAGGAACAGGUUUUGGAACUGGUUCCACCACAUCCAGCUGGGAUGCUGAACAAGCUAUGCUGAGACAAAAGGGAGAAGAAGAACAUGUUGCCUGCUUGUUGCAAGUGUUGGCCAGCUAUAUGAACCCCAAUGGCAGCUUAGACUCAAAACCACCAGAUGCUGAAUCCACCUAUGACUCUGAUUCAUCAUCACCUUCAUUGUCGCAGUCUGAGGCAAACCCAAGUCUUAUACCUGACUCACUUGCAGACCUUCUUUCACAGUCCUGUUUAGUGCCUGCAUUAUCAUCCUACUUACGUAAUGACUCUGUGCUCGAUAUGGCUCGUCAUGUGCCACUUUAUCGUGCACUUUUACAGUUGCUCAGAGGCAUCACAGUGUGCCCUAGCCUAGUACCCAUCCUGUUGCCCAUGGAAGAGGAUAAAGUUAAGAGUGGCAGUAGCAGUGGAGAAUCACAGGCAUCAAUUGAAACUCUCCUUGAGAAAAUGAAAGGCUGUGUUGAUACAUACGCAAGCAGACUCAAGUCCAAUAAAGGAAAAUCAGGUAAUAAAAUAGAGGAUGAAGAAAGUGAAGGACUUGCAUUACUUAUACCAGAUAUACAAGAAACUGCUAGGCUGGUGCACAUUGCAACCAAAAAAUUAAAAGAAAUUAGUGAAAAAUCUGAACAUUCAUCUCAAGAUGAGAGGGAGAGUCAUAGCAAUAAACCACAGAAAACAUUGGAAGACCAGUACAUUGCUGCCAUGAAAGACUUGCAGUUUGACACAUAUGAAAUGGUUACUGAGGAGGGAAAAAACUUGAAAUUCCAUGUUUCGCACCACUAUGAAUCUAAUGUUAAAGCCACAGGUACAGUGACCAACGUGUCCAGAACAAGAAGGUUGGCUCAAGAAGCUGUAACUUUGUCCACAUCUCUGCCCCUUGCUUUUAGCUCCAGUGUUUUUGUAAGGUGUGAUGAGGAGCGACUAGAUGUCAUGAAGGUUUUGAUCACUGGACCAUCAGACACACCAUAUGCUAAUGGAUGUUUUGAGUUUGAUGUAUUCUUCCCUCAAGACUACCCUAAUACUCCACCAUUUAUCAACAUGGAGACAACUGGCAAUCACUCUGUCAGAUUCAAUCCUAACCUGUAUAAUGAUGGAAAGGUAUGUCUGAGUGUGUUGAACACUUGGCAUGGACGUCCAGAGGAAAAAUGGAAUGCUCAAACAUCUAGUUUUCUCCAGGUCCUGGUUUCUAUCCAGUCCCUGAUUCUAGUAAGUGAACCCUACUUCAACGAACCAGGCUACGAGAGGUCACGAGGAACUCCAUCUGGGGCUGCCAGUUCACACGAGUAUGAUGCUAACAUAAGACAGGCAACUGUGAAAUGGGCAAUGCUUGAACAACUGAAAAACCCAUCUCCUUGCUUUAAGGAGAUUAUUCAGACACACUUCUGGUUGAAAAGACAUGAGAUUCUUUUACAGUGUGAGAAGUGGAUUACAGAAAUGGAAUGUUAUAGUAAUGAUAAACGUACUGGCAGAUCAAUAGCUCAAAGUACACUAGCUCUAAAGCGGCAUUACAAUCAGUUAAGAGAAGAACUAUCUAAAUUAAAACCCCCAUCAAAUUUAGAACUGGAAGAAGAAUCAGAAACAAAUAAAAUUGACCCUGAAGCAAAGCACUAUGUGACAAGCUCACCAGACCAAGCUGUUGGAGACAGUGAAGCUGCACCAACCCUGGCUGAUGACAUCAACUUUGCUCUUGCUAAUGCUCAUGGUAUCUACCUGUCACCAAUGGAUCCUUUCUCCAUAUUCUCACCAACUGCUCAGCAGAUGAGUCAGUUACCUCAAAUGCCACUUUUAGAUGAUGUCAUGAACAACACACAGACAGACCCUGAUUGUUAGAUAUUGCUAGAUUUUAUUUCUUGACAAAAUUUAAAUUAUCGGCUAUGGAAGCCUGUUUUGAGUACUGUAGUAGUCUUUAUAAAUAUUUAUAUGGAAUUAAGAAAUUAAUAUGACUCUUCUACUUUACAUUUUCAUCACUUUUGGUUCAGAAUGGAAUUUAAUAAUUCUAGUCAAUCUCUAAUGAUCAUGGCUUUAUACACUUUAAAAUGCCACACACAUAUAUCUAUUUUUAAUGAUGCAGCUUCAUGUGUAAGGGUAGACAUUGCAUUGAAUGAUGUUCACCUUGUAAUACUAAAAUUAGAAGGGGGGAAAAAAUCAUUCUAGUAUUGCAUCAUUUUAUUUUCUGGUUAUUUUUUUGUAGUAUCUGUUAUUGGCAUUUUUUUUUUUCACAUGGUAAAACAAAACUUGCAAUACCAUGUAUAUUAUUUUUAAAACUAGUUUUUUGAAGUGAUUAAAAUAACUUAAACUUGAUUGAAUAGAUUCAUAGUUUUAAUUUCCUUAAAAUGAUCUGAUGGGCCUCUUAAUUAUAUAGUUUUCACAAGUAUUACAAGAAAAAAGCAUGUAUGCAUGUAGAAUAUAAUACAUUAAUAAUGGUUUGUGGUAUUUUAAUUUUCUUUUUAUAAACUAAAUCGAUGCAUAAACCCCUAGUAUUGGCUGUUAGAAACUAAUAUGUCAUUUCUUUGACAUUAAAGGUUCAUGUAUGAACUAGCUCAUAUUUCUCCAUAUUUUUAUUUUCCUUUCUUGCUUGCAUCUGUUUAAGAACUGAAGAAUAAGAUAACAGAUGCAAAUUAUAUAUUUAACCGGUAC
This is a messenger RNA of Physella acuta, 15948 nucleotides long. RefSeq names its product baculoviral IAP repeat-containing protein 6. Gene Ontology annotation, biological process: negative regulation of apoptotic process; regulation of cytokinesis; apoptotic process. The record is from RefSeq and is a predicted model, not a curated record. NCBI's taxonomy places the organism in Eukaryota, Metazoa, Mollusca, Gastropoda, Physidae. Gene Ontology annotation, cellular component: nucleus. Gene Ontology annotation, molecular function: protein binding; cysteine-type endopeptidase inhibitor activity; ubiquitin-protein transferase activity.